UCUGAGCCAGAAUUCUUCACUUCCUCGUUUGAUUUGAAAGAUGUAUUAAUCUGAGUAAUUGGCCAUUCUCCAAAAUUGCCAAACUGAAUGCCUUCAGGAUGGAUUCCUCUUUACAUCAUCUGCCAAGAACAUCUGGGUGACUGCAGACACGGACACAGCUAUCGGAUGGCAACUUCAUAACUCGUACACCGUGCCCCAAAAACAAGGUGUGUACCCUACUGACAUGAAGAGGCGGAACCAAAGCUCUGUGGCGGAAUUCAUCCAAGCGGGCUUUUCUAACUUUCCUGCGCUCCAAGAGCAGCUCUUUGGGGUUUUCUUGGUUGUUUACCUGGCGACCCUGAUGGGAAAUGCCAUCAUCAUAGUCAUCAUCUCCCUGGAACAGAGCCUCCACGUCCCCAUGUACCUGUUCCUCCUGAACUUGUCUGUGGUGGAUGUGAGUUUCAGUGCAGUCAUUAUGCCUCAAAUGCUGGUGGUUCUCUCCACUGAGAAAACGUCAAUUUCAUUUGUGAGUUGUUUUGCACAGAUGUAUUUCCUUCUUUUCUUUGGUGGGGCGGAAUGCUUUCUCCUGGGGGCAAUGGCUUAUGACAGACUUGCUGCUAUCUGCCAUCCUCUGAGCUACCCAAUGCUUAUGAACAAAAGGGUUUUCAUGAAAUUAGUAAUGUUCUCAUGGGUCUCAGGGGUCAUCGUGGCUACUGUGCAGACUACGUGGGUUUUUAGUUUUCCCUUUUGUGGCCCCAGUGAGAUCAACCAUAUCUCUUGUGAGACGCCCCCAGUGCUGGAGCUUGCAUGUGCAGACACCUUUUUAUUUGAAAUCUAUGCAUUCACUGGCACCAUUUUGAUCAUCAUGGUUCCUUUCUUGUUGAUACUCUUGUCUUACAUUCGAAUCCUCUUUGCCAUCCUGAAGAUGCCAUCAACCACUGGGAGACAAAAGGCCUUUUCCACCUGUGCCUCCCAUCUCACAUCUGUCACCCUCUUCUAUGGCACAGCCAGUAUGACUUACUUACAACCCAAAUCUGGCUACUCCCCAGAAACCAAGAAACUGAUGUCAUUGGCUUACUCACUUCUCACGCCUCUGCUAAAUCCACUGAUCUACACCUUGCGAAAUAGUGAGAUGAAAAGAGCUUUGAUGAAAUUCUGGCGAAGAAAAGUAGAUUUGCACACAUUCUGACUGUGCUGGGAAGCCCCAUGAUAUUUGGUCAUUGCUCGACUGAACUCUUAAAUUUAAUAAAUGCUGGAAAUAAUUUGCAUUUCUUGGUAUGAGUAUGCUUACCUUUUUGAGUUCUACAAAUAUGCUAAUACAUUAGGGUUAUCUAUAUACAUAUUAUUUUCAUAGAUGCAUUUAUUCCUUGAUAUUCAGUAUA
This is a messenger RNA of Myotis myotis, 1361 nucleotides long. Its product is annotated as olfactory receptor 10A3-like. Gene Ontology annotation, molecular function: olfactory receptor activity; G protein-coupled receptor activity. NCBI's taxonomy places the organism in Eukaryota, Metazoa, Chordata, Mammalia, Chiroptera, Vespertilionidae. Gene Ontology annotation, cellular component: membrane. Gene Ontology annotation, biological process: G protein-coupled receptor signaling pathway. Bases 224 to 1168 code for a protein of 314 amino acids. The record is from RefSeq and is a predicted model, not a curated record. The transcript has a single exon.